GCCCCAGAUACCCAGCCUGCCCCCUUGAGGGAGGAGCACCGCCAUUCACAGUGGGCACCGCCAGGUCCUCCGGGUGGGAGGGUAACACAUUCUUACCUCAAGACUAGUCGGGGCAAGGAUGGGCCUGUGGAACAAACUAGACAAGGUGUCACACGGCCGGAUGGCAGGCAGAAACGAGGCUUAGCGUCCCCCAGGCCGACAGGACUUCCGCCUCGAGACCGGCCCGUCCGAGGGAAGGCCGGCCUGUUGAGAAGCCCCCUACUCGCCCCAAGUCACCACUCCCCAGGCCCCCUGGCGCCAUGGCCAGCAAGAGGAAAUCCACGACCCCGUGCAUGCUCCGGGCUGUGCAGCCUGGGGUGAAGAGGGAGGCUGCAGGCACUCCGAUGGCCGAACCCGGGGGAGCGGGAGGAGGAGGAGGAGGAGACGCCCCCGAGGCCAAGGCGAGGAGCGAACCCCAGCCCAAGAAGCUCCAGGGGGGCUAUGAGUGCAAAUACUGCCCCUACUCCACGCAGAACCUGAACGAGUUCACAGAGCACGUGGACCUGCACCACCCCAAUGUGAUCCUCAACCCCCUGUACGUGUGCGCUGAGUGCGACUUCACCACCAAGAAGUACGACUCCCUGUCGGACCACAACGCCCGCCACCACCCAGGGGAGACCAACUUCAAGCUCAAGCUGCUCAAGCGCAACAACCAGACGGUACUGGAACAGUCUAUCGAGGCCCCUGCUGGCCGCACCGACCCUGAGAACCCUGGGCCGGGGAAGACCAGGGGAGUUCGGAGGGUGGAGGAGGAGCCAGCGGGGGGCAUCCCCCGCCUCAACGGGGCAGAGCCGCUGCGGGCCCCCGCGGGCCACGUCACGCCCUCGGUCCAGCCACCCCCGAACAUCCACCUGGUCCCUAAGGUGCCCGUCCCCCUGAACAGUGCCAAGUACGACUCGGCCCUGGACACCAAUGCCACCAUGAUCGGCUCCUUCAACCGGUUCCCCUACCCGACCCAGGCGGAACUGUCAUGGCUGACAGCCGCCUCCCGGCACCCUGAGGAACACAUCAGGGUCUGGUUUGCCACCCAGCGGCUGAAGCACGGCAUCAGCUGGUCCCCGGAGGAGGUGGAGGAGGCCCGCAAGAAGAUGUUCAACGGCACCAUCCCCCCGGCCCCACCCACCCUCGCUGUCCUGCCAGCCCAGAUGCCCCGGCCCGGCCCGCGGACCGCCGUGCCCUGCCAGAUCCUCGGCCCCGCGGGCCUGGUCCUGGCCCAGGUGGCUGACGCCCCAGCGGUCCCCUGCUCUCCUGUUGCACUGGCAGUGGCCGGGGGACCCGCCCCCGGCCAGAAGCGCCCGCCCCCAGACCCCCGGCCCGCCCUGGAGACCAAGCGGGCCCAGGCGGCGGCCCCCUCCCCCUCGGCCCCGCCUGGUGACCGGAAGAAGACCAAGGAGCAGAUUGCCGCCCUCAAGGCCAGCUUCCUGGCCAGCCAGUUCCCCGCCGAGGCCGAGGUCUACCGGCUCAUCGGGGUCACCGGCCUCUCGCGCAGCGAGAUCAAGAAGUGGUUCAGCGAUCACCGGUAUCGCAGCCAGAGGGGCAUUGUCCACAUCACCAGCGAGUCCUUGGCCAAGGACCGUCUGGCCAUCGCGGCCACCCGCCACCCCCGUGGCCGCAGGGCCGGCCUGGACACUGCCCCCCGGCACUUUGGGGAGAAGACCCCCACCCCGGGGGAGCCAGGGAGGCUUGGGGUGGAGGCCGACCCCUGGUUCUCGGAACGGAGGCAGCUGGGGGAUGGCAGGGAACGGGUCUUGGCGGAAUCCGGGGCCCCGAAUGGUGCCCCGCGGCCCGGCCCCGCAGCCCCCUGCCCAGCCCCGCCCGAGAGUCGGGAGCAGGUCCGUCUCCUGCGGGCCACCUUCUCCCGAACCCAGUGGCCCACCCCUCAGGAAUAUGACCGGCUGGCUGCCCAGACGGGCCUCGUCCGGACCGAGAUUGUGCGCUGGUUCAAGGAAAACCGGGGCCUGCUCAGGACCGGGACGCUCAAGUGGGUCGUCCAGCCCCGGGACGGGGCCGAGGACUGCGGCCAUGAGCCCCUCCCCCCCUGGAGGGGGGCCGGGCCCCCAGCCGACAGCCCACAGAAUGGGAGAGGGGAGGUCCGGCUGCGUCCCCGGGGUGAUGAGGAGGAGGAGGAGGAGGAAGUGGAGGACCGGCCGGCGGCGGUCGGAGCCGAGGCAGGGGGUGGGGGCCAGGAUGGCCUUGGUGGGGAUGGGCACGAGGAAGCCAGCGGCGUGGACUGGGUAGAAGUGACCGUCGGGGAGGACGAUGCCGUCUCAGACGGCCCGGGAGGGCUCGCCCACUCAGACCCGGAAAUCUUAUCUGGGGAGGCCUGCCUGGCUUAGACGAAGGAAACCAGUCUGCCCUGCUGUCCUGAACACUGAGGAGGAAAUCCGUCUUUGAAGAUAGGAUGGAAUCGACAUUUCCCUUCUUUGGGACGAGAUCACCGGUGGUGGGUUGAUCAGCAAACGCAGAAGCUCUGCGGAAGCAAUCUAUCAGUCGGCUCUCAUGGAGCUCCGGAUGAGUCGUUCAUAGUGCCAAAGUCCAACUACUGCAUAAUCUGAAAGGGUCUUGUAAAUAAAGAGGUCUCGCGCUCCCUCCGCCCCUGCCCUACCAGAACCGAUUUAUACAGCGUGGGAGAUCUAUUACCUGUUACUUUUCGAUUGUAUGCCAUUGCGAGGUAUCUGGAGAUUUCGUUCUCUUUUCUUUCUCUCCCCAUUCCCCCCCUCCUUUUUUUUUUGGUUUGGUAGCAUUAGUCACCACACUAUAUCAACUUUUGCUUUCAACAACAGUUUAGGGUUUUGUUUCUUUGUUGUUGGUUUUUUUUUUCCCCCCAAACUUGGUGCACCGAGACGUAAACCCAGGUUUCGUCCGAGAGAUUGUUUACAAACGGCAACUACCAGCGCAACCCAGCUGCGCAUGAUGGAGUACAGUUUCUAUGCCGCUGGAGGCAGAUUCCCACUUCGAACCUGCUAGAUCUCACUGUCAGUUGGUCGGUCAUAUUUAUCGAGGGCUUACUGUGUGCAGAGCACUGUACUAAGCGCUUGGGAGAGGACAGUACAGCAGAGGUGGUAUACAUGUUCCCUGCCCACAAGGAGCCGCGUGGCCUAGGGGUUGGAGCCCGUGCCUGGGAAUCAGGAGGAACUCAAUCGUAUUUUUUGAACGCUUACUGUGUGCAUUGCACUGGACUAAGCGCUUGGGAGAGGACAAUAGAGGAAUAGACAGCAGCAAGACGGGGAGACAGUUAUGACUGUACUGUGGGACUUCACAGAGCUCCAUGGCAUAUUUCUGUCGUCUUUUAAGCACCUCUUGGAGGGCUGAGGGAGCUGACUUUAUUUCGCUCGAUUCUGUUUGAAGUGAAAUUCCUUUCUGCUUUACACGGUACAGAUUUGUGAUUUCUAGAUCUUCCCAGCUGGAGGGCGACAGCGACAAAAUAUAUGUCAGCCUCGCCUCUGAAUUUCUAGGUCGAUUUGAGAUCCUGGAAGUGCACUUUUCAAAAAACCCUAAACUGUUUUUUUGCGGGGAAGACAUAUCUGAUGUAAAUGUGGCAAUGCAGAUUGUUAUGUUUGCAGAUUAUAUCCCUCUUUCAAAACACUGCACAAAUAUAAUGCUAGGGAGUUUGGAUAAAAAAACUUUUUUAACUCGUUGCUCAUUUGUUGUAACUCAAUAAAAAAAGAUGAAUCAUUUUUGUAACCUUU
Messenger RNA from Ornithorhynchus anatinus (platypus), 3728 nucleotides. It is a transcript of the gene ZHX2, whose product is annotated as zinc fingers and homeoboxes 2. Gene Ontology annotation, cellular component: nucleus. The record is from RefSeq and is a predicted model, not a curated record. Gene Ontology annotation, molecular function: DNA-binding transcription factor activity, RNA polymerase II-specific; DNA binding. Bases 300 to 2375 code for a protein of 691 amino acids. The transcript is spliced from 3 exons. Lineage: Eukaryota; Metazoa; Chordata; Mammalia; Monotremata; Ornithorhynchidae. Gene Ontology annotation, biological process: regulation of transcription by RNA polymerase II.